This is a messenger RNA of Telopea speciosissima, 1389 nucleotides long. Its product is annotated as probable leucine-rich repeat receptor-like protein kinase At1g35710. Gene Ontology annotation, biological process: hormone-mediated signaling pathway. Bases 1 to 1389 code for a protein of 462 amino acids. Gene Ontology annotation, molecular function: protein binding. Gene Ontology annotation, cellular component: plasma membrane. Lineage: Eukaryota; Viridiplantae; Streptophyta; Magnoliopsida; Proteales; Proteaceae. The record is from RefSeq and is a predicted model, not a curated record. The transcript is spliced from 4 exons.
AUGGAGGCUCUCCUUAAAUGGAAGGCCAGCCUUCAUCAGAAUAACAAUUCCCAGCUACUACUCCCUUCAUGGAGGAAAUUGGCAAACGGAAGCAGCAACAACAAUCCAUGCAAGUGGGAGGGAAUUACUUGCAAUGACGCUGCAGGAGUGGUCACCAUAAUAAACCUCGGCAGCAUGGAUUUGCAAGGUACUCUCCAUGACUUUAGUUUCUCAUCCUUCCCUAAUCUCAUCCAUCUUGAUCUCCGUAACAAUUCAUUUUUUGGUUCCAUCCCCGCACAGAUUGUCAACCUUUCUCAACUCACCUACCUUGAUCUCUACAAUAACAAUCUUAACGGCUCAAUCCCUGCUGCUUUAGGUGUUCUGAACAACCUGACUUUUCUAGGUCUCGGGAAUAAUCAAAUAAUUGGAUCAAUUCCCAUGGAGAUAGGAAACUUGACGAAGCUCCAAGUGUUGAUGAAUAUGUUAUCUGGAUCCAUUCCACCUGAACUUGGGAGGUUGGAUUCUCUUGUUCAGCUUGAUUUGUCCACAAACUAUUUGACAGGUUCCAUCCCUCGAGAAAUUGGAAACUUGAGAUAUCUUGGCCGACUUUAUUUGAGUGAAAAUAGUCUCAGGGGUUCACUUCCUGCUUCUAGUGGAAACAUGAGAUCUCUAUCUGUACUUAUUUUGUCAAGCAAUAGUCUCAGUGGUUCACUUCCUACUUCUUUUGGAAAUUUGACCAAUCUUUUUGGUAUAUUCCUUGUGAAUAACCAAUUAUCCGGUCAAUUACCUCAGGAAAUCAGCAAUCUUACAAAAUUGCAAUACCUGCAGCUUGGAAAUAACUCUUUUACUGGACUCCGUCUUGACAAUAACCAUCUUACGGGGAACAUUUCAGAAGUCUUCGGUGUUUACCCGAAUUUAACUUACAUUGAUCUUAGCUCCAAUCAAUUGUCUGGUGAGCUUUCAGUGUAUUGGGUAAAGUGCCCACAAUUGGAAAACCUAAAAAUAUCAGGAAACAAGAUUUCUGGUCGAAUACCACCUGAGCUUCUUGGAAAGUCAUCAACUCAGCUGCAAGGAAUUGAUCUUUCUUCAAAUUUCCUCGUAGGCCCGAUUCCAAGAGAAUUGGGGAAACAUAGCUCAUUGUUGAUACUAAAGUUGAACGAUAACCUACUUUCUGGAGCCGUACCUGAGGAGGUGGGAUUGGUUUCCCAACUUCAGCAUCUUGACCUCUCAAUGAACAAUCUCAGGGGAUCAGUUCCAAAACAGCUAGGGAAAUGCAAGAACCUGCUUUACUUGAAUUUGAGCAAGAACAGAUUCAACGACAGCAUUCCAAGUGAAAUUGGUAAAUUAGUUUCCUUACAGAUCCUACUUGACCUUAGUGAUAACUUGUUCACUGGAGAGAUCCCUCAGUAG